CGGCGACCUCCCGGCCCCGCCGCCGCCGCUAGUGCCGCAUCUACCCCGAGGGCUGAGAGGGGCCCAAAGCCUUCGGAAGGGCCAUAGAGUCCGGGUGCGGUAGAGCGGCCCUCCCUUGGCCCAGAUUUCUCUGCAUUGCCUGGGAGACGGGAGAGGCCAGGGCGGGGGUGUCUUCAGACGGGGUCUGGACGAGGUUUUCCAUAGGGACGAAGCCUGAAUUGUCUCCUCUUCGCCGCCGCCCCCAUUCUGGCCCGGAGUCCAGCGCUGUGACUUCUGACUCCGCGAAGCUGUUCCCCUGGACAGGUGGCCUCCCCUCGGCCUCUCUGACCUCCCUGCCUGUGUGACCUUUGAACCCAGUCCGUAUCAGCUUCUCUCCCAAGGGCUCCCUUUUGAUUUCCAUUCUUUUCCGUUUCUCUUUCCCCCCAAGGAGUAGGUCUCUCUGAAGGUCUGUUCUUCAGCCCCCCCACCACUAUCCUGACGUUUUAGAUCUCCUUUGCUCUGCCCGAUUCCGUCUCUCGAGAGGCUAUCUGAAAACGAGGCUUUCUUACUCUCCCGGUCUGUCAAGAUUCCCCCGUUUUUGAAAGGAGGACACCGGCUAUGCCCCCUGGCUGGGGGAAGUGGGGAGGCUGAGACGGUUACUCUGGAUCCGGGGGGGGGAGGGGGGCUUCAGUGGUGGUGUGGCUGUUCAUAUAUGUGUUUGUGAGAGCCCUAACCUUUCUGCGGCCUGGAAGAGCGACAUUUCCCUAGGAGAUUUGUAAAAGAAGUCAUACUGUGAUUACACUACCUAGCUGUGUCUCGGAAUGGCUGUUGUGCCCAGAUGGAUACUCAGAGGGUGCAUGACCAGCUAGGGACUGCAGGCAAGUGGCACAGAAGCAAGAGCAGUGGCCUGCCUCUUGCGAAGCAAGCUAGGUUCCAUUCAGACUGGAUAUGCAGGAUUCACUGUCUUAAGCAAUUGGUUAAGUUUGAUUUGCUUUAACCUGGAGAGCCCUUUUGCCCACCAUUAGCCUGGCUUAUUUCAAAGCCAUCAACAGGAAGCUUGGAUUAUAAGUCUGCUCUCUCCCAUCCUCCACUCUACCACCACCAUGUCGACUUCUUCACUGCGCCGCCAGAUGAAGAACAUUGUACAUAAUUAUUCUGAAGCAGAAAUCAAGGUUCGUGAGGCUACGUCAAAUGACCCUUGGGGCCCAUCUAGUUCUCUCAUGUCUGAAAUUGCUGAUCUCACCUACAACGUGGUAGCCUUCUCAGAAAUCAUGAGCAUGAUCUGGAAGCGUCUCAAUGACCAUGGGAAAAAUUGGCGUCAUGUCUAUAAGGCCAUGACACUGAUGGAAUACCUAAUCAAGACAGGUUCAGAGCGGGUUGCACAGCAAUGUAAGGAGAACAUCUAUGCCAUCCAGACACUAAAAGAUUUCCAGUAUGUUGACCGGGAUGGCAAAGAUCAAGGAGUCAAUGUGCGGGAAAAGGCCAAACAGCUGGUGGCCCUCCUCAAAGACGAUGAGCGCCUCAAAGAAGAGCGGGCCCACGCCCUCAAAACUAAGGAGAAACUGGCCCAGACUGCAACUGCUUCUUCUGCUUCAUCGUCUUUGGCAAAUGCCCCAGUAGAAGCAGAGCAAGCUUGGCCCCAGAGCAGCGGGGAAGAGGAGCUACAGCUACAGUUGGCACUGGCCAUGAGUAAAGAGGAAGCGGAGCAGGUAAGCACCAAGCCCCCUGCAGUGGCCGACGAAGACCUACAGCUCCAGCUAGCCCUUAGCUUGAGCAAAGAGGAGCACGACAAGGAAGAGCGGAUCCGGCGCGGGGAUGACCUACGCCUCCAGAUGGCCAUUGAAGAGAGCAAGAAGGAGACUGUGCCUGCUAAGGAGGAGUCAUCCUUGAUGGAUCUUGCUGAUGUCUUUACUUCUCCACCUCCUGCUGAUCCUUGGGGUGCUCAUCCUGCUCCUGCUGACCCUUGGGGUGGCCCUGCCCCAGUUGUACCUGCAGCUCGCACUGACCCUUGGGGACCCCCUGCUGCUGGAGCAGCCUCUGCAGGAGAUCCAUGGGGAACUUCCGCAGCACCCCCUGCACCCCCCUCGGACCCCUGGGGAGCUCCCCCAGCUGUCAGUGCUGACCCCUGGAAGCCUGAAGGUGGGACUUCUGUCGGAGCUACAACAGCACCACCCACAGACCCAUGGUCAUCCAGCACUGCUCCUACAUCCCAGGGAAAGCCUGCUCCUGAUCCCUGGGCUCCAGCAUCCACUUUUUCAGACCCCUGGGGGGGCUCCCCUUCUAAGCCCAGCACCAAUGGCAUGGCAGCUGCCAGAGGCUUUGAGCAGUUUGAUGAUGGGGACAGGGAUGAAUUCUCUGAUUUUGACAGCCUGCGCCCAGCACUGCCCAAAUCUGGAAGCAGCACAGGUGAACUGUCCCUCUUAGCAGGGGAGGUCCCUGUUUGUCAGGCUGGCCGUGGCACAGACAGCCCCAGUGCUUUUGAUAUGGCUGCCGUGGCUGGGUCACUGCCAGAGACCUGCAAGCCGAUGCGCAAGACUCCUGAGUCGUUCCUGGGUCCCAACGCAGCCCUCGUCGACCUAGACUCACUGGUUAGCAAACCUGCUGCUCCUUCCAGUAGCACCAAGGCUUCGAACCCCUUCCUUCCCCCUGGUUCAGCUCCUGCCCCAUCUGCCUCGGCCACCAAUCCAUUCCAGGCGGCAGCAGCUGCCCCACUUUCUCUCAAUCAGCUCCGUGUCAGUCCAGUACUUCCUUUGUCCCAGCCAGCGCCACCAGCAUUUCCUGCCACAGCUCCUAUGGUCUCCGUGUCCCCCAUGGCUCCUGGGAUGCCCUUAGCCUCAGUUUCCCCCAUGGUGGGAGUGCAGCCCUUAGGGGCUGUUCCACCUCUGGGGCUUCCUGCUAUGGGGCUGCCCCCUCAGAGCCUGCCCCCUGCCGGUGUAGUUCCCAGCAGCACUUCGGCCUCCACCCUGGGGAGCACCAACCCCUUUUUGCUAUAACUGGGGGGACCUUUGGCCCGGUGUUGACCACCCCAACAUCCCCUUUCACUCUGUGUUCCCCAUUUGCAGUGGGGCCCCUCCGAUGGCACCCGUUGAGCAGGGGCAGCUGGAUUGGGGUGGGAGGGAGGUGGAAGGAAAGGGAGGGAUCCAAGUCCUUGCAGGCCCUCCACCCCCAUGUUGGGGGUCAGGCGAGACUUUCUGGCAACUGGUUUUGGGGUGGGCAAGCCCCCUUCUCCCCAGGCCUGCUCUUCAGGGUCCUGGAAGGAUCUGUUUCUACUACCAAAGUCUAGUCAGCCGUGGUGGCCACACACAGUGACUAGUUUAAUGGGGAGGAAUAUAGUCGCAGCAGUGGAACUGGGGGAAGGGGGGGCCCUUCCCUAAAAGUGAUUUUUUGAACCCUCUCCCACUUUUAUUUCUUUGGCAUACCUAUCCAGAUUUGGGAGGUAAUGGUGGAUUUAGAAUAUUUAUAUCCCUGUUUAUUUUGUUUGUUUGUUUUGGUUCAUCAAUCUCUGUCUUCCCCUUUGUGGAAGGAUUGAAGAAAGGGAAAGUGCCAACUCCCUACCUCUGUGAUGUUCCAAAUGAAAUUCUUUGGGGAAGGGAAGACACAACCUUUUAAAUUAAUGAUUUUUUUCCCUAGAUAUUCCCCUUCCUUCCCUUCUGAAUGUUUGUUGCAUCCUCUUCAGCCUCCCUCUUCCCCCCCCCCCCAAGCUGGGACCAGUUUUUCUGUCUUUUGGGAUUUUUUGCUCAUGGGGAGGUAGGGUGGGGGUGAAAUCAGUGAAGCUUUACUACAUUAGGAACAGUUGACACCUUGGAAUGUUUCUCUCUGUUCCUGGGGUCAACAGAGAUGCCACUAACUUAAUGUCAGAGACCAGAACUGGGUCCUGCUCCUAGGCCUCUACCCCUCGUCUACCUGCUUUCUGCAAACUUUGGAUCCAGAAAGAAUAUCCUUUUGUAAGCAGUGCAGGACCUUGCCAAUGCGUCAAGCGGUCAGUGGCGAGGAGAGCCUUGAAACACUCAAUGCAACCUACUAUGAAGGGGAAUCUGGAAAUCACUGAAGGCCAGGUGUUCUGGGUUGCUAGAAAGCCUUUAAAGGCAAAACUUCCCACAUUGGACAUGACUGGACUUGGAAGCCUUUCUCGGCCUGUGUCUUGGAAGCCCAGAAAGAGCUGAAGCCCCUGCUGGGUUUUGGAGCAGCAGGACCUAAAACUCUCUGUCCCAUUCUGUGGGCAAAGGCCAACUGAAGCAAGGAGUCCGAGGAACCUACUGGAAACCACGGGGCUCAAUGCUCAGAAGAGUUGGGAACGGGAAUCCACACAACCUUGCUCUUCCUGCAGCUGUCCCAGUGACCUUCCAGACAUGGCCUGCAUUGCAGCGUCCUUCCGUGUCUUUCGGGGCUGGAAACACCGUGGCCCCCAAGGAAGGUGCCAUUUCUCAGACGCACAGACAAACAAACCUGUUCUUCAACCAGCGCAACUCCGAAAGAGCCUCAAGUAUUCUUUAGACUGGUGGGGGGAACAGAGGGAGGGAUGGGGGAUGUUGGGUGGUCACUUUUACCCCUUCUACAGCAGCAGCUUGUGGGGGAAGGGAGGCAUGGCUGUGUGUGUUUGUGAGUGUGUGCGUAUGUGUAUGUGUUGCUGCUGUUAUAAAUUCCUAUUUGAUGCGGGGGGGGGGGCACUCAUUAGCAUCCAGGACAAUCUGUUCAGUCUUUCUUCUCUCUCCCUCUUCCCUCCAAAUAAAUUCUUGGAAUUGUUUUUCCUUUGCCCCCCUGCC
Molecule: messenger RNA, 4742 nt
Organism: Python bivittatus (Burmese python)
Lineage: Eukaryota; Metazoa; Chordata; Lepidosauria; Squamata; Pythonidae
Gene: EPN1
Product: epsin 1
Biological process (GO): endocytosis
Cellular component (GO): endosome; clathrin vesicle coat; plasma membrane
Molecular function (GO): phospholipid binding; clathrin binding
Source: RefSeq, a predicted model, not a curated record